AUGAUCUAUGUGUUUAUUCUCUUGCAGGUUCUAAGGGUUUUGAGCGGUUUGCGCUGUGAUUCUGGAAUGCUGCCUAUCACCAAUGAGGAGAUGAGCAGGAUUAAAAGAAGUGUUCGAAGUCUUCUGUGGGGCCACCCUUCAAAUGAGUUUGAUGACACGAGAAUUGAGUUGACAAGGCCUGGGUUCGGAGUGAUUUUGCAGGUUGACCCAAAGGGAUGGAUUCAGAAAUUAGUGGAUGCCUUGGGAGAAGAGAGAGCACUGACCCGAACACGUGAAGAGAGCUUCCACAUGACGAUGUUUCAGGUACAUAUCAUGAUUCAGAAGGAUACCUACGACUCUAGCACUCUUCCUCAUAACAUAUUCCCCGUGUUCAAUGAUUACAUUAGCAAAGAGUUAAACAAAAUGAUUUCUUCUAUAAAAGAUGUCACGGGGUGCUUUAGGGUCAAGAGCUGUGGAGAAGUGAUAGUCCUAGGCAGAAACUACCCGUCACAUUUAGCAGCCAGAGUGGAUCUCGAGACUAUUGAUGAUUCAAUGGAGGAUGUAAAGAAGAAACUGAAUGGGUUAGGAUAUGAAUGGAUCAAGGAGUUUGCAAGGGCAUUGAAAGAAGAGAAGGGCUUGGAAGGAGAGGUUGCCUCCUGUGAAUCAGGGGUGGGUGUUUUGACGGAUGGAUGGAGAUUUAGUAUUGGGUAUACAUCGAACAGAGACUACAAAACACACAUAUCGCUUGGGAUGCUGAAGUCUGGAAAUUGUAAAUAUGACGAGUUAUCUCUAUGGGCUAGUGAGGAUCCCGAAAGAGAGAUUGAUAUGGACUUUGGAGAAGGAGGAGGAAAAGACGACACAAACAGUAAGGCUGAAGAGCUCUGCAGAGCGAAUGAAAAGAUCGGAGGUAUACUGUUGAGGAGCCUACAGCCUGAAGAUCUCUGCGGCUAUCUAGAGCUCAAGAAGCAAGUUGAGAGGGCUAGGAAAGGAGAGAGGCCUGAGAUGAACAGCAGGGUUCUGAAGGAAUGGAGUGCAUAUUUAGUUUCUUCAAGACUUGGCGAUAUUCAAGAGAAUGCAAGGAAGACGAAGGGCGAGGAGGUGAGAUUGAUUAGGCUCAAGUACAGCACAAUCAACAUGAACCGUAUUCAGAACUAUGAGCCUUAUGGAGUCUUUUCCAGAUCUACACGAGAAAAAGCUGAGAAAGAUGAGGUGAAUGAUGGAAGCGGUGUAGGCAGAAGAGAUAAUUGA
Messenger RNA from Encephalitozoon hellem ATCC 50504, 1227 nucleotides. RefSeq lists its product as uncharacterized. The coding region runs from base 1 to 1227 and encodes 408 amino acids. The record is from RefSeq and is a predicted model, not a curated record. The transcript has a single exon. NCBI's taxonomy places the organism in Eukaryota, Fungi, Microsporidia, Unikaryonidae.